Molecule: messenger RNA, 303 nt
Organism: Lactuca sativa (garden lettuce)
Lineage: Eukaryota; Viridiplantae; Streptophyta; Magnoliopsida; Asterales; Asteraceae
Source: RefSeq, a predicted model, not a curated record
AUGAAAGGAAGCAAAUCAAGCGGUGCUACGAGGAAAGCCGAUACCAAGUUGGCUGUAAAGAAGACUGCAGCCAAGGGGAAAGCAGCUAAGGAUCCCAAUAAACCCAAGAGACCCGCUAGCGCCUUCUUUGUGUUCAUGGAGGACUUUAGAAAGCAGUUCAAAGAAGAUCACCCUGACAACAAAUCUGUUGCUGCUGUAAGUGAUCUUCCUUUUUGCCUUUUGUCAUCGAAACUUCUUAAGCUUUGUUUCAAGUAUUCUGUUGGUAAAGCUGGUGGGGCAAAAUGGAAGUUAAAACUAUACUAG